This is a messenger RNA of Danaus chrysippus (African queen), 3063 nucleotides long. The record is from the annotation of a GenBank genome assembly. NCBI's taxonomy places the organism in Eukaryota, Metazoa, Arthropoda, Insecta, Lepidoptera, Nymphalidae.
AUGGAGUUAGAUGUAUCGCCAAUGGAAUCUGUUAGCAACGAUAUGGAAUACCCCGAAAACUCAUCCGAAAAUAAAUACUUAUCAUGUAAUAAUAAUGACCAAUAUACCGUAAUUCGUAUUCCUCAAGACGGUGAAAAACCUAACAAGCACUCCUCCAGAAAACAGUCAAAACGAAGAAAAAAGAGUUCAAGCCAUUCUAGACCUCUGCCUAGAAUAAUAGUAAAGCCAUUACCACCUCCUCCACCACCAGAAAAUCGAGAAUGGACAGCAGCUUCGUCAUGUUCAGAAUCAAGUUCCACUUCUAGUAGUAGACCAUCAACCAUGCGAGAAGUGUUAGCUAGCAUACCAGGUUUUUGUAUCAAACCAAGAAAACGCAAUGGUAAGAAAUUAUCAACAGCUGCUCAGUUGCAACAAACUAGAGAAGGGUGCAUAGAUCUAGAAACUCCAGAUUCCAUACUUGUUAAUACAAAUAUUAGAGCUCUCCUUAAUAAGCAUACAUAUUCCCUCCUUCCUCCACUUUAUCAGUAUAAACUAGGGCAGCUACUCCCAAAUGUUGAUAGACCAAGUACUUCGGGACGUCUAAGUUCAUCUAGUCUUAAUAAUGAGUUUUUUGCCCGAGCCUGUUUAGAGUGGCAAGAAUCUUUAUCUGGAGGAGAAUUUACACCUGAAAAUCAACAAAAAAUGAAGACUGAAGCUGAAAAAGAGAAAAGCCGAAUUGACCCAUGGAAAUUAAAACAUUUUGAACCAUUUUGGGGUGAGAAAUCUCAGAGAGAAAAAUCAUCAAUCAAUUUAAAUUCUGAGAGACCAUCUCUGAAGACGACUAUAAAACUGAGACCCACAGCUUCUAUUACCAGCAGCAGUACUGUUCCUAAAAUUAAAAAGAGUAAAUCCUCAAGCUCCAGUAAAAGAUUGCGUUCAGUUGGUGCAGUGACUAGAUCUUCAGCAAAAGAGGCUGAGGAAGCCGAGGAUGAUUCAAUGGCUAGUAGUAAUAAAUCUUCAGCACCGGUACCUGCAUUACUGCCACUCAAACAUUCUAAGAGCCAAGGCUAUGUUGAUUGUCAAAUGGACUUCAGUUUCUCUGAUUCUUCAUCCAUUACAAGAAUAGAAGAUUCUGUAGCUACAACCCCUAUAGAUCCUCUUUUGUUGCCAGAGGACUCGGCAAAUGAAGUGAAACAAGACUUGGAUAUGAGUGUUGUAAAAAUUGAAGAAUCUAGUGUAUCAAAGGACUGUGAUGAGGAUAAAACAACAGACUCAGAGAGUAAUUUAGCUGAGACGACUAAGAGAUUGAGUAAUGAUAUUGAAGAAUAUAGGUUCUCAAAGAGAGUAAGAUAUGAAGAUGAUUAUGCUGUUGAUCAUACAACUUUCAUGAACCACAAUAUAUGCAAUUCUGAAAGCAACAAUGUCGAUGAAGAGCCUCAUUAUACCAAUGAACAUAUAAGUCAAGUUGAAGAAAUUAAUUCCUACACAGUACAGGACCAAGGAGACACCAAUAGUGAAGAUAGCAAAGCUACAGCUUCUGUCUAUGAAUAUGAUGAACAAAGUGUAUCUUCUAUAUCCAGCUUGAAAAUUGAAAAUAACCUGAACAAUGUCUCCCUUAUGGCUGAAUCUACUGAUGUUGUGGUAAAUGAAUAUGAAAAUACAGAACCAGAAAUUCAAGAAAAUACUUUAAAUAAUGAAGAAGUUGUCACAGAAUCUCUGAUACAUGAUAAUCAGGCAGAAUUUGUACCUGUUUUAAAUGAAAAUAUAGAUGCAUACGCUGCAAAUAAUAUAGAUUCUCACCAAUGUGAUAAAAUGGCUGAUGUAACAAAUGAAAAAUCCUUUGAAAAGAUGGAUGUUAUGGAUGAAAUUCACUACUCGGGUAAAUCUGAAGAGGCUCUCAUAAAAAACGAAUCUAAUAUUGAAAGCAAAUGUGAUCAAAAAUUGAAAGAGACUGAAAGUGUUGUUCCUAACUUUUAUGAUGAACACUUUAAAGAUGCGGAAUCUUUUAUAUUAGAAAGUGGAUUACCAACAAUGGCUCCUCAAAGUGAAGUUGUGAAAUAUGCACCACAGACAAACAUGAUGGAGCUAACUUCAUAUAUGAGUGAAACUAAUGUAACCGCUGUUGUUACAAUGCCAAUGCCUCAAAACACAUCUAUACCGAUGAUGGAAGUUACUAAUACAUCAGUUGUCUCUUAUCCAGAUGACCACUUACAAGAUCCAGCCAAACCGAAAAAUUCAGCUGUUUUAUGGAAAAAUGACAGUGAUUGGACUCAGAAUGAAAAUGUGAUCAAUAUUCAAAAUUUUUCCAAUAUUAAUAAUGAUAGCACUAAAUAUGUAAGUGAAGAUUCAAAAACUAGUAUGGAGGAUGCGAAUAUCAAUGAUGAGAAUUGUAUGUACAAGACCGACAGAGAUACAAACUUUAACAUGGAGUCAUCUAAUUCAUCGGAGAGCUGUCAGUCCAUGAAAGAUGUGUUGAUAAAGCAAGAGAUGGACCCAGCCACCAAUCUUGUAUCUAGCACAACAGUCACAAUGUCAUCAAUUAAUUCAGCCACUAUGACACAGAGCAUUAGAACUAAUGUAAAGAAAUCAAAAUCAGGAAAAGAUUCCAACAGGAGUCGCAGUUCAAACAAGGUGCCACCGGGGGCUGUGAACUUGGAGCGCAGCUACCAGAUCUGUCAAGCUGUGAUCCAGAACAGUCCCAAUAGAGACGCACUCCGCGGACAGCUGCGACCUCCACCAGCACUACUGACCCGAGCACCGAGACCACCUCGACCACCUCCACCGGUACUUGUUAGACAGCUACCAACUGUUAUACCACACCCUGAGAUUAAUGAAAAUAGAUCUAACAAUAUGGGACAGUACAUACUUGUUCAAAGAACACCGAAUGUGGCACCAAGAGCGUCCAGUGCACCUCCGUCUAAUCCUAACUCUAAUGUGAAUGUCACCCGCUGCCGGAGUGUGGGUGCCGAUGACUCAUGUGUGUGCAACCUUCGGGCUAUGAUACUGUGUAAGAAAUGCGGCGCCUUCUGCCAUGAUGACUGCAUCGGCUCCGCAGAGCUGUGCCUCACGUGCCUCAUCCGCUGA